Penicilliopsis zonata CBS 506.65 is the source of this 156-nucleotide messenger RNA. RefSeq lists its product as hypothetical. Lineage: Eukaryota; Fungi; Ascomycota; Eurotiomycetes; Eurotiales; Aspergillaceae. The transcript has 2 exons. The coding region runs from base 1 to 156 and encodes 51 amino acids. Gene Ontology annotation, cellular component: mitochondrial inner membrane. The record is from RefSeq and is a predicted model, not a curated record.
AUGGCUAGUCAUCACCCAAUACAUGUCCACCCAGCGCGGCCUUUAUAUCGCAUUACAGCAACUGCACUUAGUGCUAGCAUGUGGUUUUUUUUAAUGUAUCGUGCUAAAAAGGAUGGCGCUGCUCUCCUUGGCUGGAAACAUCCCUGGGAUCAUUGA